Molecule: messenger RNA, 1185 nt
Organism: Pristis pectinata (smalltooth sawfish)
Lineage: Eukaryota; Metazoa; Chordata; Chondrichthyes; Rhinopristiformes; Pristidae
Product: UDP-glucuronosyltransferase 2C1-like
Molecular function (GO): UDP-glycosyltransferase activity
Source: RefSeq, a predicted model, not a curated record
AUGUUCGAGGAUCGCGCACUGAUGGGUCGACUCAAAGCUGGAGGUUUUGAUCUGAUUUUGGCCGACCCUUACCAUGUAGCCGGUGUCAUGAUGGCCCAUGUACUUGAGAAGCCGUUGGUGCUUGGCAGGUGGAUGAUAGCCGGGGACCUCCACUUUAAUUUAGCCCCGUCGCCACUUUCUUUUGUGCCCAUGAUAAGUUCACGCCUGAGCGACAGGAUGGCUUUUGGACAGAUUGAGAACGUGUUGAUAUAUGGAAUAUCGAGAUACAUGAACAACUUCCACAUUUACCCAGUUUACAACAAACUGUGCCAGCUUUACCUCAAUAGUGACAUUACGGUGGAAGAACUUUAUCAAAAGGCUGAUAUCGUGCUAAUGAAGGUUGACUUUGCCUUUGAGUAUCCUCGGCCGACCGUGCCAAACCUGGUUUACAUCGGAGGUUUUCAGUGCAGCCGGGGUCGACCGCUCCCUGCUGAACUGCAGCGGUUCAUGGACAGUUCUGGCGAGGAUGGCGUGGUGAUCUUCUCCUUAGGAAGUGUGGUGGGCUUCCUUCCACCAGAGCUGGCGAGUGAAGUCGCGGCGGGACUAGCCCGACUCCCUCAGAGGGUGAUCUGGCGGUUUACUGGAAGACUGCCCUCAACCUUAGGGAACAACACUAAGAUAAUGAGCUGGCUUCCUCAAAAUGAUCUGCUGGGUCAUCCGAAGACCAGAGCGUUCAUCAGUCACGGUGGGGAAAAUGGGAUUUAUGAGGCCAUUUACCACGGGGUCCCCGUGGUUGGCAUCCCAAUCUUAUUUGAUCAAUAUGAUAACCUUCUGCGUCUCAAAACCCGAGGAGCUGCGGUCAUGUUAGAUUUGGCUCACUUGAAAAGAGACGAUGUUUUCCAGGCAGUCAAGACCGUCAUCGAGACCCCUUCCUAUGGGGAGAACAUGAAACGAAUAUCUGCCUUGCACAGAGAUGUUCCAGUGGAGCCAAAGGAGCUGGCUGUUUUCUGGGUUGAAUACACAAUAAGGCACCGAGGGGCUGCUCAUUUUAGAUCCGCGGGUAAUGAGCUGCCAUUCUAUCAGUACUACUUACUGGAUGUGUUUGUCAUUGUUCUGGUUUUCGUGGGGCUUUUCCUUUAUCUUGCAUUUAAAUUGCUAAAAACUUUACUUGUCAAAGUGUGCUCGGGGAAAAGGAAACAGGACUAA